AUGGGGUUAACGUUCCCUCCCUACGUCAGCGGGACAAUAGGAAGUGUGGCAUUCACUUCCUGCCGCUCAGCCAUGGCGUCUGCUGAUCUGAGAGAGGAGCUGAACUGCUCCAUCUGCCUGGAAGUCUACGCGGAUCCGGUGACCCUGAGAUGCGGACACAACUUCUGCCGGUUCUGCAUCAACGAGGUGCUGGACUCUCAGCGAUCCCAAGGGGGGUUCAGCUGCCCGCAGUGCAGAGCGCGGUUCAAGCGGCGUCCCUGGCUGCAGAAGAACGUAACUCUGUCUAACAUCGCCGAGCACUUCCGGUCGGCUCCGCCGUGCGAGAACGGGAGCGGGACCUUCUGCACCUCCUGCAUCCACGCCGCCGUGCCGGCCGCCAAAUCCUGCCUGCACUGCGAGGCUUCCCUGUGCGGGGACCACCUGCGCGUCCACAGCAAGUCCCCGGAGCACAUCCUCAUCGAGCCCAGCAAUUGCCUGGAGGCCUGGAAGUGCCCCGUCCACAAGAAGGUCCUGGACUACUACUGCAUCGUGGACUGCAGCGUCAUCUGCGUCCUGUGCAUGCAGGAGGCCAAGCACCAGGGCCACGAGGUGCAGACGGUGCGCGUCGCCUCCGCCUCCAAGGUGGAGAAACUGAAAAACGUCGUCAAGCAGUUCGAAGCCAACAGGCAGAAGAACAAGCGGCAGAUCCAAAAGCUGCAAGAGGGCGCGGACAAGGCCAGCGCGGCGGGGGCCCGCGUGUCGAAGCGCGUGGCUUCCGUGUUCCGGGAAAUCCGGGAAAAGCUGGACGCCCUGGAGGACCAGACCAGCAAAAACAUCGCGCAGCAGCUGCAGCGCAACUCGAACGCCGUCCACACCGAGAUCCAACUGCUGGAGAUCAAGAACCACGUGAUCUACUGCGAGAUGUCCCGCCUCCAGGAGUUCUGUGAGGUGACGGAUCCGAUGGCCGUCCUGCGGGACCGCGAUUGGAACAGAGACUUUGCCGUCCCGGAGAAGGGAGGCGAUGGAGCCACGCCGGCGCCCGCAGACCUGGACGAGGUUCUGCUCUUUCUGCAGCUGCAAAGAAAGUUGUCAGGGGUUCUGUCCGGGGUCCGCGCCGCCCUGGACACGCUCCAGUUAUCCAACCUCCGCUUCGACGGGAAGACGGCGGCGCCUAACGUGGCCCUUUCCUGCGACCUGUCGAUGGCCCACGGAACGCCAGCCAGUCCCGGUGAGGAGGAGGAGGACACGGGGGACAGAUUGGACUCUCAGCGGGUGUUGGGCACCACGGCGCUCCAUUCCGGGCGCCAUUACUGGGAGGUGGAGCUGUGGGACAGCAACAGGUGGAGGAUAGGCAUGGCCUACAACGUGACCGGGAACGUGGAGGAGGCCUGGUGCCUGUGCAGAGGCCAGAAAGGCUACUUCUUCAAGCAGGAGGGCAAGCACGUGCCCGUCCCCAAGACCUCCGACACGUUCAAGAGGCUGGGCGUAUACGUGGACUACAAGGGGGGCCGCCUCUCCUUCUAUAGGAUGGAGCCGGAGGUCAGCCACGUGCACACUGUCCACACCGUCUUCACCAAGCCUCUUUUUGCCGCCGUGUGGGUGGGCUGCGGGGCCUGGGUGAAAAUCAUCAGAUAG
Nanorana parkeri is the source of this 1614-nucleotide messenger RNA. Its product is annotated as nuclear factor 7, ovary-like. Gene Ontology annotation, molecular function: zinc ion binding; protein binding. The coding region runs from base 1 to 1614 and encodes 537 amino acids. NCBI's taxonomy places the organism in Eukaryota, Metazoa, Chordata, Amphibia, Anura, Dicroglossidae. The record is from RefSeq and is a predicted model, not a curated record. The transcript has a single exon.